UCUAGGCCGCAUGAGAGUGAUGAGGGAUCCCAUCAUGGUGAUGCCCCCGCGGAGUCUACCCGGCGGCUACUCCUCCUUCGCAGCUUAUGGCUGCGGCGCCGGCGCUAUGGUGCCUGAAACGUGCGCCGAGAAGCUUCAUCACUGCUUGGAGAGGCACGCGGCCGCGGUGGCGGAGGAUCGGAUCGGUUGGGGGCAGGUAGUGAUGGAUUGCUUCAGUUCCAUCUAUGAGGAGCAGACCGGGUCAGCCGCGGCAAAGAGGAUGCUCAAGUUCACGGCGGUGGUGGCGGCGCCUCAGAAGGGGGAACUGGUGGUGGUGGUGAAUUCCGGCGGUUCAAGGGCGGUUCUUUGGAGUGGUGGAGUUGCUCUGCCUCUUUGGAAUGAUCAUAAUAAGGGAGAUGAGAGCGUGAAAACUGAAGAAGGUGCACUAGUUUAUUUGGAAAAUUUAUCAGCUGCCUCAACACCGGCGCAACCUUCUCACUUGGUAGGUGAAGAAGAAUGUGUGAAAGGUAGCCGAAGCUGGGAACCGGAGGUGAGGGUGAUAAGGAGAAACGAUGACGGUGACGACUUUCUAAUAAUAGCAUGUGGCGGUCUGUGGGAAGUGGUUGGGAAAGAGAUGGCAUGUGAGGAAGUGUCUAAGGAGGUCGCCGUUGGAAGGGGGUGGCGGCAUUUCUCAGGCCACCGCAAUGUUGGCCGAGCUCGCCAUUGCCAAGGGCAGCAAAGACAGCAUUGCCAUUGUUGUUCUUCAACUCAAUUCAACUCAACCUAAUGAUGUUGCCUUGCUAUGCUUGGACUAGUUUUGUUGUCGU
This is a messenger RNA of Salvia splendens (bonfire salvia), 806 nucleotides long. RefSeq names its product protein phosphatase 2C 51. Gene Ontology annotation, biological process: protein dephosphorylation. NCBI's taxonomy places the organism in Eukaryota, Viridiplantae, Streptophyta, Magnoliopsida, Lamiales, Lamiaceae. The transcript has 3 exons. The coding region runs from base 11 to 766 and encodes 251 amino acids. The record is from RefSeq and is a predicted model, not a curated record. Gene Ontology annotation, molecular function: protein serine/threonine phosphatase activity.